This is a messenger RNA of Populus nigra (black poplar), 2722 nucleotides long. RefSeq lists its product as uncharacterized. The record is from RefSeq and is a predicted model, not a curated record. Bases 372 to 1532 code for a protein of 386 amino acids. Gene Ontology annotation, cellular component: chloroplast. Gene Ontology annotation, biological process: chloroplast organization; regulation of DNA-templated transcription. Gene Ontology annotation, molecular function: double-stranded DNA binding. The transcript has 2 exons. Lineage: Eukaryota; Viridiplantae; Streptophyta; Magnoliopsida; Malpighiales; Salicaceae.
GUGAGAUCCAGUAGGGUAAACAAGUUAAACCUGGCCUGAAAAGUCAACUCGAUAACCGGUAAACUUGGAGCUUGCCAUAGUUUAUUUAUUUAUUGGAAAAAACCAGAAACGGCAUAGAUUCACUAAUAAGAGUAUCAUGGAUCUCGAAAAUGUAAUCCAAGAGGAAGAAUGUUGGACCACUAAAAUAACAGCUCACAAUGACUUUAAAAAUAACAGCCCACGUUAACCCUAUCGAAACCAGCCCAUUUGGAUCCUUGACAGCACAACUCACAAUCGUUCUUCGUGUACCCUCAGAGUCAAAGCCCUAACAAGAGUCAAAAACCCUUUCCAGCCUCUGUGUCAAAUCUGAAACAAGCAUUUUGCUGCCUGAAAUGGCCGCCAUUAAACCUAGCAGAAGCUUGCUUUCUCUGCUUCAAAAACGUUUUCUAUUAACAUUUUCUGCUGCACUUUCUCCUCCUGCAGCUCAAUUACCCACCAGAAGCUCUUCUUCUUCAUCGUCGUCCUUUACAGUUCAUUUCCUUGUGAAUUCUUGCGGGCUCACUUCAAAAUCUGCUCUUUCAGUUUCCAAGAAGUUCCAAAUCCGUGAAAACAACCUCCAAAACCCUCAAUCCGUACUCCAGUUCUUGAAAGCUCAUGACUUUAGCGAAACCCAUAUUUCCAAAUUGAUUGAAAAGCGACCCAAGAUUCUCCUGCGCAGAAUAGAAGACAAUCUGAAAGCCAAGUUUGACUUCUUUAUCGAGAAUGGUUUUGCGGGUCAGCUUCUGCCCCAACUUAUUUUAUCAAAUCCGGUGAUUUUGGAAAGGGCCUUAGAUUCCCAUAUUAAACCAUCUCUUCUGUACUUUAAAUCUAUUCUCGGUACCAGCGAGAAAGUUAUUGCAGCUUCCAAACGUUCUGUGUUUUUGUUGACUUGUGAUUGGAACAGUAUCGUGCAACCAAAUGUUGAUUUUUUGAUUAAAGAGGGAGUGCCUGUUGAUAGGGUUGCAAAGUUGUUUCUGUUUCACCCACAGGUUGUGCAACGGAAGCAUGAUAGGAUGGUUUAUGCAGUGAAUACUGUCAAGGAUUUGGGACUUGAACCAGAGGUUUCUAUUUUUAUAUAUGCUCUUACUACCAUGAUGCAAUCGAGCGAGUCCACUUUGAAGAAGAAAGUUGAAGUGUUGAAGAGUUUGGGGUGGACGGAGGAGGAGAUUUUCCGGGCUUUUAAGCAAGACCCUGCUAUUUUGCGAUUUUCAGAGGAAAAGAUCAGGGGUGUGAUGGAUUUCUUGGUGAAUACUGUGGGAUUGAGGCCACAAACUAUUAUUGCAAACCCUUUGUUUCUUCAUUACUCAAUUAACAAAAGGCUUCGACCAAGGUAUAAUGUUUUGAAGGCUUUGGAGUCAAAGAAGCUCUUUGAUGAGGGCAUAAGCAUUGGGUCGGCGCUAAAAAUGAGCGAGAAGAAAUUCAUGAAGAAUUAUGUUUCCAAGUAUGUACACAGUGUCCCCGGUAUAUUGGACACAUAUAAGGGUAUCAUCAAGCCUGUAAAGAUGGAUACUUGAUGGAAAAAAAUGCACGCUUACCUUGCACUGCAAAUUAAGUACUCAACCUCCUCUUGGACCCAGAAUCGUUACAGACAGUUCUCUUGCCCUAACAUAUGUUCUCGUUACUUGAAAAAUUUGGUGAUGCAAGGAUCAAGGAAGUAAUUCUUAUGGAGGGUCUGUCUCGACUUCCUUGUAUCAGACUAUGAUUUUAAGAAAGAAAAAUGCUCUCCUGCGUUGUUAGCAAAGCUCUUCACUACUUUGCAGCUUGAAGGUGAUCAUUCUUGCACCCCGAGGGGCAGGUCUAUGCAGCAUGCUCUUUAGGUUUUUUCCCAGUCUUUUCAACCUUAAAACUCACCUUGUCAGAUAGUUAGAUUGAAUGACUAAUGGUAAUGUAGUGUUUGCUGAGUCUUAGCUUUAGGACUAGUUUUCUCUUGAGGUAGAUAAUUCGGAUAAUGUUUUUACUCAGGCUCUAUUUCGUUUGCCAAUCUCUGAUUGCACCUGCCUGUCAACUUUGUCACCCCCUCUUUCCUUUGCAGGAACGUGUUGACUUUGCAAUCAACUUGGAAACUUUUAAUUUGGAUUUCGUUUCUCUCAGGCUCUGUUUCUUUUGGGCUAGAAUGCAUCGAGAAGCUCCAGAGAGACAAAUUACUGCUUUUUCUGGCAUAAUUUUCAUCUAACUGUCAUCUUCAACAUAGCAUUCAUUGACCUUCAGCUUGGCUCUGAAUCUUUAUGAGCAAUAUUUAACAGUUUGGGAAAAUAUGAUAGCACAAGGCUUGUCAAACAUAACAAGUGCAGCAGGUAAUUUUGCUGGAGAUGUUGAUUUCGAGUGUGUUUAUCAUCAAGGGGCUAUUCAGCUUCAUCUCUCUCUCCAGGUAAUCAUCUAGCCACCCUAAAGGCUAGGUACAUGCUCCUUCUGCAAGGCCUAUCCUCUAACUUUUCUUGACAUUUUUUUGUUUUCCUUUGGUAAUUCUGCCACGCAGAACAGGAGGUUAUUCUUUGAAAGAACCGGUGAAGCUUCUGUGUCCAAUUUGACACCCAAUUUCUCUCUAAGAAAAUUCAAACUCAUCCUGUUGUCUGUAUAUCCAUUAAAAAUAUAAAAUCUUUGCUCCAAAAAUGGCCACAUUAUCCAUGAGAGAUCUGCUUUCUUUGAUGCAGACUCGUUUUCUUGCUAAAUAACAAUGAUUUGCUGCUGUGUAAUCAUAAUAUAA